AUGAUGCACCCGUCGAGACAGGCGAGGGUGGAGGAGGAGCCUGAGGACGACUCGCCUGGUGUGAGUCUCGCCGACCUUCCCGUCGACCGAAACUAUGACAUCCCCUCCGCUGCCGCAGGCGUCGCGCCGGAGAGAGCAUCUGCUCUUCUCUCACAGUUCGAUCGCAAACGCCGUGUGGCAGCAACGGUGGUACCCACAGAUGAUGGCAAGGUCCGCGCGCAACUCCGCGCAAUGGGAGAGCCCAUCACUCUCUUUGGCGAGAGCAAGGGCGACCGCCGAGACCGCCUCCGAGAACUCGUGACUACUGCUGCGGAAGACGACGAUGAGGAGGAUACGUCCAUGGCCGAUGCAGACGAGCCACCGCCAGACCAGGAAGAGGAGUUCUAUGCAGAAGGUACACAGGCUCUCCUCGAUGCUCGACGAACUAUAGCUCGGUAUUCUCUGCCACGAGCACAAGCACGAGUCGCGCGUCAGAGGGAAGACAGUGGCAUUCCUCUGCGAACACACAUCAAGCACCGCAAAGCCAUCAAAGAGCGCCUGUCUGGCUUCGAGCUUUUCGGCUCUCAAAUUGCGGGCGAACGGCCCGUCAGCAUCUCCCGCUUUUCACCGAAUAACGAAAUCGUUGCCGCUGGCAAUUGGAACGGAGGCAUCAGACUGCUAUCCGUCCCCAACCUCGAAACAACGCGUACCUUACGGGGCCACACCGGCAUAGUAGGCGGUCUGUCCUGGUUUCCUGGCGCCACACUUCCCAGCUCCACCGUCUCACCCUUGUCUGUCAACCUCGCCUCCGGGUCCGGCGGCCAAGGCGGCACACCCAACAUCCACCUCUGGUCCCUCGACUCCGACACACCCCUUUCCACCCUCUCAGGCCACACCGACCGCGUCAGCCGCGUUGAGUUCCACCCGUCAGGCAAAUACCUCGCCUCCGCCUCCUUCGACACCACUUGGCGCCUUUGGGACGUCGAAACCACAACCUCUCUUCUCGCCCAAGAAGGCCACAGCCGAUCCGUCUACACCGUCUCCUUCAAUGCCGACGGCAGCCUCCUCGCCUCUGGUGGCUUAGACUCCAUCGGACGCAUCUGGGAUCUCCGCACGGGAAGAACGGUCAUGAUUCUCGACGGGCACAUCCGCGAGAUCUUCGCCAUGGACUGGGGCAUAGACGGCUAUCGCGUCCUCUCUGGCAGCGGCGACGGCUGGGUCAAAUGUUGGGACAUCCGUGCUGUGCGCGCUUCUGGUGGGUUGGGCGCACACAACGGCAACGUUUCGGAUCUGAGGUGGUUCAAGGGCAUUGACGGUGAUCUAAGCAUACCUGCACAGGUCGACACAGCCAUGACUGACGCGCCGGGCCCAACACUCACAACAAACACUAACGGAAACUCAGCCAUAUCAGCACGAGACCGCGAGCCACGGAAAGCAGGCACUUUCUUCGUCUCCGCAGGCUUUGACAAGAACGUCAACAUCUACAGCGUCGACGACUGGGCGCUGUGUCGGCAGCUGAGCGGGCAUUCGGGCAAUGUGCUGAGCGUGGAUGUGAGUGCUGAUGCUAAGUGGAUCGUGAGCUCCGGGCAUGAUCGGACGGUCAAGCUGUGGGGGAGAGAGGACGGACAAGGGAUAUGA
Messenger RNA from Cyphellophora attinorum, 1617 nucleotides. Its product is annotated as U4/U6 small nuclear ribonucleoprotein Prp4. NCBI's taxonomy places the organism in Eukaryota, Fungi, Ascomycota, Eurotiomycetes, Chaetothyriales, Cyphellophoraceae. The coding region runs from base 1 to 1617 and encodes 538 amino acids. The record is from RefSeq and is a predicted model, not a curated record. Gene Ontology annotation, cellular component: U4/U6 x U5 tri-snRNP complex. Gene Ontology annotation, biological process: mRNA splicing, via spliceosome. Gene Ontology annotation, molecular function: protein binding; U6 snRNA binding; U4 snRNA binding. The transcript has 2 exons.